UCUGAUUUAGAGAAAUUCUCAUCUAAGUAAGAUUGAGCAUGCGUCAAUCACAUCUGUUUUCUGAUUAGUCAAUCAUACACUAAAGAUCUGAAGCUGAAGUCAUGAUUUCGGUCCGUAGAGUCAGUGGCCAUCCCUGGAGAAGACAUGUCUACUUGAUACCCCUGUAUCGACUGUCUUCUGAUUGUAAGAACGUUGUGUAAAAGAUUGAUCAUACUCCUAAGUAGAUUGAUUUUUUAGAAAGCAACCACACGCGACGUUGAAAUAUAUGCAAUUGGAACCAUGCAUCAAAUAUAAGUGCAAAUCCUCUCCGAAAACAGCGAAACUUAGUCUGGUGAACUCCCGCGAGAGAGAAGCAUGUCACGGAUUAACCUUACUUUCACGUCCUGACGGGAGGAAGUACUGGUGUCUAAAAGUGAAGAUUCCUCUGUUCCUUGUAAAUCUUACACAUCAGCAGGGAAUUUUCAAAGUCACUAAAGGAAGCAAUCGACUGUUUUAAAAUUAAGCAAACAGUUCCUGACCACGCAAACUACAACCAGAGUAAAAAUAAAUGUUACCGUCGUCACUAAGCACGUGCACGAAACUGUGGAGUGUAUACUUUACAACUUCACUUUUCUUUUGAUGCCAAAUUGUACCAACGUGCCCACAACAGAGUUUGUACACACCGUCUAGUGCCUCAUUGCUCUCAGUCGCCGACUUCGCGAUCGUAAACAUCAUGGGUGAAAUUUCAGAUUGUCGGGAGCCCUCGUUGCCACCGGAAUCACUGAUCCUCGAAGGGAAGAGACUGGUUUUGAAACCACCGACCGCUGAAGAUGAAGGUCCCAUGUGCAUGAUUUACUCUGAUAGAAUCACGACGAAGCACUUGCCUCAACAUCAUCGUCCUGAUGGAUGGACUAAAGAGGAGAUGACAGAGCGUAGACGUUACCAAGCCGAACAGUGUUCCCAGGGCAAGCGCAUCGUGUUCACCAUACAUCUACCGGAAAAUGCGUGCUCAGGAGGUGAAACAUCGAUCGUUGCUGGUACUGCCGGUCUGACACUGGAUGAAGAUUCAGGUGAAUUUGGCAUCAUAUUGCACCAUCCAUUCUGGAAAAGAGGUCUGUGUACAGAAGCUACAUAUUUGUGUCUGAAUUAUGCUUUUACCUCCCGUUCUAUCAAGAGAGUGGACUGGGUAACUGCGAAGGACAAUGCUCAGAUGCGUGGAUGGUGUGAAAGUUUGGGAUUGGAAGCAUACGACAAGGAAGCUCCGGAGAUGGGUGAAUCGGUUGCAUAUUCCUUGACAAGGUCCGAAUGGUACAACAACGUUCGUCACAUCUUAGAGCAGAGGUUGUCCUGAAUUAAUGCAGGCCUUAAACUAGCGGUUGAAAUCCGCUGUAAUAAUUGAUGAUGUCACUGAUUAGCGAUGCUUUUCUACCCAGCUCUAAUUGUAUUCUGUCACCAACUGUAUUCAACUGUAUUCAACUGUUGUAAUGACAAUUUUCCAACUUUUCUCUUAAUCAUUCUAAGGACCAAGAG
This is a messenger RNA of Marchantia polymorpha subsp. ruderalis, 1509 nucleotides long. The record is from the annotation of a GenBank genome assembly. Lineage: Eukaryota; Viridiplantae; Streptophyta; Marchantiopsida; Marchantiales; Marchantiaceae.